CGCACCACCCGCCGUUUCCGGCCCACCCGGAAGCAGAUUUCCCGGAUGGCAGGGCGUCUUGGCUGGAGUGAGGUUCAGCAUUGCUGGUGGCAGCUCGCACGUUGAUGCCCCCCGGCGUUGCGUCCUUCUCACCCGGAGCCCUGGGCCUCCCGAACCUUACAGCCCCCGCCUCCGCCCGUCUCGCCCGCUGGGAGCCCCGCCCGGUCGCGGGACGCGUGCUGCUGGUCUGGAUCCGCGCCUUUUCCUCCGGAUCUGAAUCAAAGCUGUCUUCUCCACUGGGUGACUCAAAGGAAAAUUAGAGGAUCCGGUGCCCAGAAUCCUGCUUUCACGUCUCCAGACAUUUAAACCAUUCUCCAGUUCCUCAGGCCCUUCAGCUCACCCAAGAAGUCAAAAGAUUCAAUUUCCUCAUCACAGUACAUGCAUACAGCGGGCAGAGAGCAAAGUUUGCUUAUCACUUUGGCACUGCUUAGCUCUGUGAUGCUGAAGACAUUCUCAUUUCUGUGCAUUACAGAAGAGAUUCAGAUUUCCAGAGUUUGUAAGCUUUGGAAGAUGCUAGUUGAGCAUUCCGCACUAUGGAGACAUGUACCUGACACCUUACAGGCUUUGCCUGCUUAGUGCUUGGACUGUCUGAGAGUGAAAACCUAGAGAAAGACACCUGGCAACUGAGUUACUGACAAUGCAGCCACUGGAAUCAGUGACAUUUGAAGAUGUAGCUAUAGACUUCACCAAGGAAGAGUGGGCCCUGCUGGACAUAUCCCAGCGAAAGCUGUUCAGGGAUGUCAUGCUGGAAAAUAUACGUCAUCUCGUCUCCCUAGGAUAUCAGCAUUGCAGAUCAGAUUUGAUUUUCCAGUUGGAGCAAGGACAAGAGCUGCAGAGUGAAGGAACCGGAUUUCUCCAAGGCCAGAGCCCAGGCAGGGGAAAUACCUUUAAAGAACAAGAAAUGAUAGCCACACAACGUAUCAACAGGAAGGACACAUCUGCAAUCAUGCCAGUGCAGGAAUCUCUUACUCCAGAGGAUCCCUUUGAAUAUAAAGAUUUGGAAGAAGAUUUCACUCAUGGCUUCAUGUUGAGUCAACAUUUGUUAACUCACACAGAAAAGACACCUUGUAUCAGUAAACAGUGUCCAAAAUCCCUUAGUGACCAGUCAUACCUUAAUCAACAUAAGCAAAUUCACACCAGAGGUAAAUCAUGCGAGUGCCAUCUGUGUGGAAAAGCCUUCAGUAAUUGCUCAAGCCUUAGGAGGCAUGAGAUGACUCACACAGGAGAGAAACCAUAUGAAUGCCAUAUCUGUGGGAAUGCCUUUAUUCAAAGCUCAGACCUUAGAAAACACAAUCUAACUCACACUGGAGAGAAACCGUAUGAAUGUCAUUUAUGUGGGAAAGCCUUCAGUCAGUCCUCCAACCUCAGACAGCAUGAGAGAACACACACUGGAGAGCAGCCAUAUGAGUGUCACCUGUGUGGGAAAGCCUUCAGUAAAUGUUCUGCCCUCAGACGACAUGAAAGAACUCACACUGGAGAAAAACCGUAUGAAUGUCAUCUUUGUGGGAAAUCCUUCAGUCAGUGUUCUGCUCUUAGACGACACGAGGGAACCCACAAUGGAGAGAAAAUUAUGAAUGCCUUCAGUAAAUAUUCUGACCUUAGAUAACAUCGUAUUAUAAAUGUAGUGAACGUGAGUGAGACUUCAACCAUAGUGUUAACAUUUAAACACACCUCUAGGGGACUUGCCCAUUGAAGAAACUGUAAUCAAUGUGGAAGAUCUCUCAGUCAUGCUUCCUCAUGUGACAUACACCAGCUUAAAUGGAAGAAAUCCCCGGGUGUGACAACUGUGCAGCAAAACCAUGAAGGAUGGAAGAGGACUCACUCUGUCUCAACCUGAAACACACUAUGGGCCUGCACAGGGAGCACCUCUCGCUCUGAGCACUGGGGACAGCGCGCAGCCAGGUACCAGGUGUGGCGCCCACAAGAAAACUCAGUGAAGUCUGAAUAAACACUAACACAAGAUGUAAGAGGAUGAAUGCUCUUGAGAAAUAACAAAUCACUCAUACUGCAGUGAGAAAGGAGAGACCCUUUGUUCAUAGAAAGGCAUUUGGGGCACGUGUGAAGAUUCGGACUGUAUACAGCACUCAGUGUCAGUGAUCAGUUAUUUCUCAGCCAACAUUAAGCUUCUUACCUGAGGAGAUGGCAGUCAGGAAACCACAGUGGCGGGAACUUCAGGCAGAUUUCGUAGCAGGAAACUAAGUCUAGGGAAAAACCUCUAAAAUUAGAGCCUUUAACAUACAAUGCAACCAGUAAUUCAGGAUUUUGAGAAAAAUAACUAUUCAUGGGGAAAAUGUGGCAUAUAAAUACAAAAAGGUAAAGUUGAUCUAAGCAUAUCAAAUACAGAAUUUUCUAAAAGGUAAAACUUUUUCAAUAUAUUAUUUCCUGUAAAUAUUUAAUUAAUAAACUCUGUUGCUGAAAAAU
Messenger RNA from Mustela erminea (ermine), 2460 nucleotides. RefSeq names its product zinc finger protein 705A-like. The record is from RefSeq and is a predicted model, not a curated record. The coding region runs from base 677 to 1645 and encodes 322 amino acids. Gene Ontology annotation, molecular function: DNA-binding transcription repressor activity, RNA polymerase II-specific. The transcript has 8 exons. Gene Ontology annotation, biological process: negative regulation of transcription by RNA polymerase II. NCBI's taxonomy places the organism in Eukaryota, Metazoa, Chordata, Mammalia, Carnivora, Mustelidae.